UCAAGUAAGCAGUAGUGCUGGGAUUUUUUCCACCUUCAUUUGUGAGCUGGGGUGCCAUUUAUCUACAUUUGCUAUGUCCUUUUUUCAUUCCCCACAUCUGAUUUGUCACCAAAUUCUAAACUCGUGUGGUUAAGUGGCUUUUCGGAUGGGCUUUUCGGUUGGCCCAUCCUCUCACACUGGGCCCAUGGCAGCCCUCUAUUUCCAGGCAGAGGCCAUUAUGUACAGCUCUCAAAUAAUCACCAAAGCGAGUGUAACUUGGUUCCUGUGUCAUUUUCCUGGCUUUAUUCUUACACACACUUCACAUAUUCAGUAUGUACUAGCCUUAAUGAACUACCUAUAACGGGCCAUGUUCUUUCACUUCUUUAAUCUCUUAAACAGGCUUCUCCCUUUUUCUUUGCCCCUGGAAAAUACCUACUCAAAGAUCCUCAAGAUUCAACCUGGCUGGGCUCCUUUCAUCACAUGGUUUUCUACUUUUAAAAUCCAAAAAGCAAAUCAGCCACAAGGUGGCAGCAUAAUGCUAGAUUAACCACUGAAUGUGUGGCAGUGGUUGUAAAUUACAACCUAGCAUUCAUUUUACAUUGUGGAAUUACUGAGCAACAGGGAAUAAACUUUGUAGUCCAUUCGUAGUUUUUAUAGUGGUUUUCAGAAGUUGCUUCUUGAAUCCUUAGGAUUUCCCAGGUUCUCUAGCCCCUAUUUCAACUAGAAAAGUUUUUGAAUUUUGUUUUAUAUCCAGGUGUUCCAAUCUGGUCCUUGCAUUUGACAAAAUGGGAAGCUGAAGCCCAGAAAGGCAACUUGACUAAGGUCGUAAGGCUAACCGUGGAGCCCAGUCUUCUUAUUUUUGGUUUCCCAGGGCUGCCAUCAGAGACCCCAGGCAUUGUGGUAGAAAGUCCAUAAGAGUAUGAAGUAAAGAGCCUUCCUGGCCAGGUACCUUGGCUCACACCUAUAGUCCCAGCACUUGGGGAGGCUGAGGGAGAGGAUCUCUUAUAGCCCAGGAGUUUGAGGUUGCAGUGAGCUAUGAUGACAACACUACCCUCCGACUUGGAUGACCCUAUUUGAAAAAAAAACGCCAAAAACCCAACAAGAGCAUUCUUGCUUUUGUUUCUUUGCAACUACUCUGUUGGUAACAAACUAAUAAUACAGAAUAUAAUGUGUAUAUUUUACUAUGUAUAUGCUUUAAAUCCAUCUAAAGUAAUCUCUCUAAAGCUAAGCUUUAUGUUUUUAUUUUUCACUAUGUAUCACCUAGCAGGAAUUUCUGCAUUUGGAACUCAUCUUCGUCAAACACUGGGGGUUUGUCAAGUGCUGGGCACAGAGGACCCUUAGCUUACAUAAGGCUUUGUCCUUGCCCCUGGGAGAAAUCUAGCAGGAGUCUGGUAGGAGGGAUAGCCCCGUAGAAAUGGAUACUUUCUAAUAUAAUGUGGUGAGUAUAGAGAGCUGUGGGGGCAUAAAGGAAGACUUGAGUCUGAAACUGCUGGGUUAUCCGUGGUAUUAGAGCACUCUUCCGUCUUGCUUCACAUUAAACUUUCAGAAAGUACUUGUUCCUAUUCUGACAACAAAAGUUGUCUGCCAGAAGCAUAUUUUGUGAGGUGAGGUAGAACUCUAAUAUAUUUUCUCCUUAAAAUUGAAGAGCAAGGAAAUUUCUAAAGGAAGCAAUAUGUUAUUAAUUUUUAUUUUAUUUGGGAAUAAGGCUAUCUUUAGUCACAAACUCCUCAAUUUUCUAUGUUUGCCUGUACUUCAGAUUACUUUCUAUGAAGACAAAAAUUUUCAAGGCCGCCGCUAUGACUGUGAUUGCGACUGUGCAGAUUUCCACACUUACCUAAGUCGCUGCAACUCCAUUAGAGUAGAAGGAGGCACCUGGGCUGUGUAUGAAAGGCCCAACUUUGCUGGGUACGUGUACAUCUUACCUCAGGGCGAGUACCCCGAGUCCCAGCGCUGGAUGGGCCUCAAUGACCGCCUCAGCUCCUGCAGAGCUGUUCAUCUGCCUAGUGGAGGCCAGUAUAAGAUUCAGAUCUUUGAGAAAGGGGAUUUUAAUGGUCAGAUGUAUGAAAGCACCGAAGAUUGCCCUUCCAUCAUGGAGCAGUUUCACAUGCGAGAGAUCCACUCCUGUAAGGUGCUGGAGGGUGUCUGGAUUUUCUAUGAGCUACCCAACUUCCGUGGCAGGCAGUACCUCCUGGAGAAGAAGGAGUUUCGGAAGCCCGUCGAGUGGGGUGCGGCUUCCCCAGCUGUCCAGUCUUUCCGCCGCCUUGUGGAGUAAUGGUGUGAAUGGGGCCGUUGACGUCUUCCUGGGGCCCAAAUGCUGGCUGGCCUUUUGGUCCAAAUAGGCAUCAUAAAUAAAACAGUUGGCAUGCAUCCCA
Messenger RNA from Nycticebus coucang (slow loris), 2351 nucleotides. It is a transcript of the gene CRYGS, whose product is annotated as crystallin gamma S. Gene Ontology annotation, biological process: visual perception; lens development in camera-type eye. The transcript is spliced from 2 exons. Bases 1652 to 2251 code for a protein of 199 amino acids. Gene Ontology annotation, molecular function: structural constituent of eye lens. The record is from RefSeq and is a predicted model, not a curated record. NCBI's taxonomy places the organism in Eukaryota, Metazoa, Chordata, Mammalia, Primates, Lorisidae.